Messenger RNA from Dichomitus squalens LYAD-421 SS1, 384 nucleotides. RefSeq lists its product as uncharacterized. NCBI's taxonomy places the organism in Eukaryota, Fungi, Basidiomycota, Agaricomycetes, Polyporales, Polyporaceae. The coding region runs from base 1 to 384 and encodes 127 amino acids. The record is from RefSeq and is a predicted model, not a curated record. The transcript has a single exon.
AUGCAGCGCGGGUCUGUAGAGCUGAUACGGCGGUCAAAUGACCGCCCAAAUGUGUUUCUCAGUGUUCAGAGGAUCAGGCACCCCCUCGCGAGUUGCAAGGACCUCGAAUUUCUAAUCCCAGACGACUGGAAGCCAGGGAUGCACAUACCCAAAUUUCUCGUGUUCUUCGACAACAUUGAAGACUCUGUUCGCGCUGCCGAAUUGCUCCAAAAUCGCAUGCCACGUGAAGAACGCAACCGCAUUGUGUGGUUCAAUGCAAACAAUUCACAUGAAUUUCGGGAGGAGGCUACAAAGGAGUACCAGGAAGGGAAACUUUACGGCCUCUAUAGCACUGACUCAUUCGGCAUGGUAUGUGUCCCGAUUGUAUCGAAAAUGGAUUAUUAA